AUGGAGAGUACAAACUCAAAUGAAGAAGGUUUCACUGAUAUUCCAAAAAAAAAGGAAAACGAGGAAAUAGUUUCUUCUGAACAUAUAGAAAAUGAUAUAUUAGAAAAAUAUGAUAUUUUUUCAAAUGUUUAUACUUCAAGUGAUAACUCCAGUUUUGUAGAUAGCGAAGAAGAUACAUCAUCCAAAAAUUUAGAAAAUUCUAAGAAUAAAAAUAUUUUAAGCUUAACUGUUCAUAAUAUCAUAAAUAUUUAUCCUAACAAUGAAAGAAACAGAGAAUUUAAGAAGUCUAAGCAAAAAAAAAUUGAUGAAAAAAGAAAAAAAGAGUUUGACAAAGAGAGAGAAAUAACAGAAAAGAAGAAAAAAAUAUAUGACGAAAAAAGACAAAAAAAAUUAGAGAUAUAUAAAAUAGGGAAAAAAAAAAAGAAACUAAUAGAAAAGGAAAUAUAUAAUAAGGAAAAUAUUGAAUAUAAUUAUUUAAUGAUUUUAAAUUAUUUUGAGUAUUUAAUGGAAAAUGGAAAACGUGGUGAUAUUUAUUUUUCCUUUCACGAUUUGUACGUGUCACCAAUGAGGUUGUACUAUUUUGCUAAUAUAAAUAUUGAUCAAAUUUAUUACUUAGAUUUGUCAAGGAAAUGGUUAACAGAUAACUACGUCUCAAUUAUAUUAGAAUUGUGUACAUGUAAAAAAAUAAAGAUCUUGAACUUAUCUUAUAAUAAAAUAACGUUCAUUGGACUUAUUCAUUUUUCUAAAUUCCUAUCGGAGAACAAAACUUUGUUUUGUCUUAAUCUGGAAAGUAAUGAUUUAACAAAUAGAGGUCAAAAUAUUGAGGAAGUUAAUAGGCUUUUAGAAUCAAUAAAAAAUAAUAAAUCAUUAAGAAUAUUGAAUCUAGCUAAUACAAAUAUGAAUAAGAAUAAUGGAGACGCAAUGUGUGAGAUGCUAGAAAUUAAUAAAUCGAUAAUAGAAAUGAACUUCGAGAAUAACAAUUUUACUUGUGAUCAAAAUUGCAGAAUAAUAAAAUAUUUAAUACGAAAUAAAAACAUAUGGACAAAACAAGCAGAAAAUGAAAAAGAAGAAAAUGAUAAAAUGGAAAAGGAGGAAAGUUAUAUGCGUGCUUACCUGAUGUCUGUAGAAUCUUCAAUAAUUGAAAUUGAAAACAAGGAAAGCAGAAAAAAUUUAAAUAAAAUGGUAUAUAUAAAUAUGUGGAGGGAAGAAAUAAAACGAAAAGAAUUAAAUGAAGAAGAAAUUCAUGAGUCACUGGAAAAAGAACAUGAAAAAAGAAUAAAAAAGGCACAGAUGAAAAAAAAGAAAAAGAAAAAGAAAUGA
Messenger RNA from Plasmodium malariae, 1320 nucleotides. Its product is annotated as conserved Plasmodium protein, unknown function. The record is from RefSeq and is a predicted model, not a curated record. Gene Ontology annotation, molecular function: protein binding. Lineage: Eukaryota; Apicomplexa; Aconoidasida; Haemosporida; Plasmodiidae. The transcript has 10 exons. Bases 1 to 1320 code for a protein of 439 amino acids.